AUGCGUGAAGAAAUCCUAAAAGAGCUUGUAAAACCAAGGAAAUUGUCUAUAACAUGUGAUAUAUGGAGUUCUGUUACAAUGCAGUCAUACCUCGGUGUGACCGUACACUUCAUUGACGAUGAAUGGAAUUUACGCCAUUUUCUGCUUGAUCUAUGCUAUUUUCCCGGCCAGCAUACUUCUCAAAGGAUUGAAGAAUUCAUUAUGCGUGUUCUUGAAGAUGCUAAUAUCAUCAACAAACUCUUGUGUAUGACAACUGAUAAUGCGGCAUCUAUGGUAGCUGCAGGUCGUGCAAUAAAAGAACGAUUGUCAGCAGUCGGAAAUAUCGAAUUUAUCCACCAUCGAUGCUCUGCACAUAUUCUCAACAUUGCUGUUCAACAUGGUUUGCGACGGGUAUCACCAAUUGUAACGAAGGUUCGAGAAUUUGUUAAGAAAAUACGGCAAUCAUCAAGGUUAUGUGAUUCAUUACGGGUUGUUUGUCAGCUCGAAAACACAGUUGAGUUAAAACCUGAGUUAGACGUCGAAACGAGAUGGAACAGUACAUAUCUGAUGCUUAGGAAGUUCCAACGUAUGCGCGAUGUUCUUAAUAUACUUGUUGCCAAGCAUCGAGAGCUUGAUGCUCUUUAUUUACAUGAUGACGAUUUGUCUAAGAACCACACUGAAGAGAGUAUAAUCGUAGUAGUAGAUGCAAUUAACAACAAGCUUGAAGAAUAUUGGGCAUAUGUAAACGAUUCAACUAAAAUCGGUGCUCUAUUGGACCCACGUUCGAAAACAAAGACAUUCUUAGACAGUAACCAACGUGACGAGGCAAUAUCAUUAUUGAAAGAAUGCAUGCCAUCCUACAUAGAUGUCGAGGGUGUAAACAAUGCUAGUACAUCGACCAGGUGCCGAAACAAACGAUUAUUUUUCGAAUCACUUAUUUCAGAUCAGGCAGUUGACGAAAUACCUCCCGAAGAUGAACUUACUCGAUACAUCGCAACACCUGUUUCUUCCGACUCAGAUUCAUUAGGUUGGUGGCGUCGUUUUCAGGGAGAUUUUCCCAUUCUCGCAAGAAUGUAUUUAAGUAUGCAAGGUUCUAGUGUACCUUCAGAACAGGCUUUUUCAAUGGCAGCAAACACGAUAACGAAGAUUCGAUGCAAUCUAAAGCCAGAUACUGCACGUGCUGCAAUGUGUCUGAAAAGUUGGAUUCAGCAAGUGUGUGAUAAACGAGAGGAUGAUUGUGAGGACUUAAUACUUCUUGAGACGUAA
Molecule: messenger RNA, 1245 nt
Organism: Paraglomus brasilianum
Lineage: Eukaryota; Fungi; Glomeromycota; Glomeromycetes; Paraglomerales; Paraglomeraceae
Source: the annotation of a GenBank genome assembly